Molecule: messenger RNA, 603 nt
Organism: Radiomyces spectabilis
Lineage: Eukaryota; Fungi; Mucoromycota; Mucoromycetes; Mucorales; Radiomycetaceae
Product: 60S ribosomal protein L21-A
Exons: 3
Coding region: 42-524 (160 amino acids)
Biological process (GO): translation
Cellular component (GO): ribosome; cytosolic large ribosomal subunit
Molecular function (GO): structural constituent of ribosome
Source: RefSeq, a predicted model, not a curated record
CUCUUUUGCUUUCUCAUUAGCCUUGUGCAAAGUUUGACAAAAUGCCUCACUCAUUUGGUCUUCGUGCUCGCACCCGCCACAUGUUCUCGCGCAAGUUCCGCGAACAUGGUGCUAUUCCCUUGUCGACUUACUUGAAGACCUACAAGGUCGGUGACAUCGUCGACAUCAAGGCCAACGCUGCUGUCCAGAAGGGCAUGCCUCACAAGUUCUACCACGGUCGCACCGGUGUUGUCUACAACGUCACCAAGUCUGCUGUCGGUGUCAUUGUCUACAAGCGUGUCGGCAACCGCUACAUGGAAAAGCGUGUCAACCUCCGUGUUGAGCACGUCAAGCACUCCAAGUGCCGUCAGGAAUUCUUGGACCGUGUCAAGGAAAACGCUCAGAAGAAGAAGGACGCCAAAGCCAAGGGUGUCCAGAUCAACGUCAAGCGUAUCCCUGUCCAACCCCGUGAGGCCCGCCACGUCUCCACCAAGGCUAAUGUUCCCCAGACCAUCACUCCCAUUCCUUAUGAAACUCUCUUGUAAGAGUAAGCAAAUGUGGAAUUUGGAUGUUGUGUUUUGCAUGAUUUCAAUUCAUCAAUAAAUGUAUUUGAGAUCAACCUUA